AAAAGGAGUCGUUAUAUUGAUAUUUAGAAAUCAAAUAUUUAAUCUAAAAUAAGGGAUUACCAUAACAUUGGUGUUAUUGCAGGAGAGGGACUCUUCUAAUUCAUUGAAUUUCCUAUUUCUCUUCAUCCAUCUAUCUAAGCAUUCGGAGAUCAUUAAAAUCUGCAUGUUUGCCGCAAUCGCCCUUCUUCCUCUGAUCUCGAUCACCUCUCUCCAUUCCCAUCCAUCUCCGAUCGAUCCCACGCCAUUUUAUGGUUUCUUAACUUCUUCUUCGUCUCCUUUUUCAAUAUUUCUUAAACAAAAAUGGCAUAUAGAUCAGACGAGGAUUACGACUAUUUGUUCAAAGUGGUGCUCAUAGGAGACUCCGGCGUCGGAAAAUCAAACUUGUUGUCGCGUUUCACCAAAAAUGAAUUCAGCGCAGAGUCUAAAUCUACCAUCGGCGUCGAAUUCGCCACCCGAACCAUCCAGGUCGACGAUAAAGUCAUCAAGGCCCAGAUUUGGGACACCGCUGGCCAAGAAAGGUACCGUGCAAUCACGAGCGCGUAUUAUCGAGGAGCGGUGGGGGCGCUGCUGGUGUACGAUAUAACUCGGAACGUAACGUUCGAGAACGUGCAGCGGUGGCUGAAGGAGCUCCGGGACCACACCGAUCAGAACAUCGUGGUGAUGCUGGUGGGGAACAAGUCGGAUCUCCGCCAUCUGCGGGCGGUGCCGACGGACGACGCGGGGUCGUUCGCGGAGAGGGAGAACACGUUCUUCGUGGAGACCUCGGCGCUGGAGGCGUUGAACGUGGAGAGCGCAUUCACGGAAGUGCUGACUCAGAUCUACCGGGUGGUUAGCAAGAGGUCGCUCGACGCCGGCGACGACCCGUCGGCGCUGCCCAAGGGGCAGACUAUCAACAUUGGGAACAGGGACGAUGUGUCCGCUGUGAAGAAAGCUGGGUGCUGUUCUGGAUAAAAAUGUAACUUCCGUUUUCUUUUUUUCUUAUUAAACAAAAAAAAAAAUUGCCUAGAAUUCGACUCUUCUAUCCUCACAUGUACACUAAAAUC
This is a messenger RNA of Ipomoea nil (Japanese morning glory), 1043 nucleotides long. RefSeq names its product ras-related protein RABA1f-like. NCBI's taxonomy places the organism in Eukaryota, Viridiplantae, Streptophyta, Magnoliopsida, Solanales, Convolvulaceae. Gene Ontology annotation, cellular component: endosome. Gene Ontology annotation, molecular function: GTP binding; GTPase activity. The transcript is spliced from 2 exons. The record is from RefSeq and is a predicted model, not a curated record. Bases 301 to 951 code for a protein of 216 amino acids.